CGGGUUUGAACGUGCGCGAGCGAUCCUCUGCCGCCUGCCUGCCGCCUGAUUGAGUGUUGUUGCGCUGCGCUGCCUUGGUUGCGACUUGGAGACUUGAAGACUCUCUACACACGCUACGCGCUACACGCCACACGCCACACGCCACACGCCACACGCCACUGCGCCACGGCACACGGCACAGGCGCGGAAAACAGGCGCGCGGCGCGGCAACGCUGACUGCUGCAGGGCUGCUGCUGCUGCUGCUGCUGCAGGAACCGGCCCCGGCCAAAGGGAGAGAGAGCCUCGCAACGCGGCCGCCACUACCAGACUCGAGGAAGGCUUCCGGACACUAGCCUAGCCCCCCGGACUCUUGCGGCGGGCGAGCAAGCGGAAGCGCAGGCAGAGGGCGGCACAACAAACAACCAGCCCGCACCAACCACAGCACCUCCCUCCACCCCCCGCCGAACCAACAACAACAACAACAAAACAACCAAACGAAAUGCAGCUUUCGAAAAUCCUAUCGCUGGCACUGGUGCUGGGGUGCGUGGUGCUGGGCAGCCGGGCGGCUCCCCAGGCGAACCAGGCGGCGGACCCGACGAAGGCGAACCGGAACAGUCUGCUGCUGCGGCGGGGCAACGUCGGACGGCCGCUGGGCAGGACGACCGCGACGACCACCACCACGACGACCGCGUCGCCCGACUACGCAGAGGACGAGUACGCCGACAAUUACGACGAGGGCAAGGGGGAGCAGGGCGACGGUGGCGAAGAGGAUGCAGCCGAUGGUGGUGGUGGCAAGCAGCCGACGACCACGACGACGACGACCGAGGCGCCCAAGAAGAUCCGGCCCAGCAUUCGCCCGUUCCGGAGCAACGACGAUCUGCUGAGCGCGCUCAAGAAGCGGCGCGAGGAGUCGAAGAACAGCAAACCGGCCGCCGCGCUGCCGAAGGAGAAGGUGUACGACGGCGACGAGGCGCCGGCCGCGCCCAAGCCCGCGAAAGCUCCCGCAAUCGGUAAAAUUGCAGAUAAUAUAGUAUUUUCCUUCACGAAACCAUCGAACAAGCGGCGCUUCGGGAACGGUGCGACCGGACGGAAGGAUACGGCCGGAGAGCCGGCAUCUGGCGACACGGCGCACGGCCAGGGGCCCGACCAGGGGGACGACGGCAGUAGCAGCGGUAGUGCGGCCUCCAAGUCGCUGAUCGGUCGCCUCGGUCGAUCGCGGUUCGCGCUGAAGCAGUGAGGCGCAGGCUGAAACGAGGCAGUAGGCAGUAGGAAGUAGGAGUGACAAAGGCAAGCGAGACGUGCAACUUACAUGCGUGUGUGGCGUGUGGCAGCGAGACGGGACAGCUAUCGGUGAUAUCGCACCAUUGCGGGAUUCGAUCCAGGAUCUCCGGAUCAGGUUCGUCCAGAGAUCAUCCGUGGCGGAGGAACUCCCCGCCGCGAUGUGACCAUCCGUCCGUCAUCCCCCUCCCCUUCACUCCAAGACCGGGAUCCACCACUACACGCGUUCAGCUUCACGCCACCACCACCCCAACUGUUCCGACUUCUUACUCGGUGUAUUUUAAAAUAUCAGUUUAUUUUAUUCUCCGGUGGAAAUAAAAUGUACGAUUCCGU
Molecule: messenger RNA, 1590 nt
Organism: Anopheles bellator
Lineage: Eukaryota; Metazoa; Arthropoda; Insecta; Diptera; Culicidae
Exons: 6
Coding region: 479-1216 (245 amino acids)
Source: RefSeq, a predicted model, not a curated record